This is a messenger RNA of Ictidomys tridecemlineatus (thirteen-lined ground squirrel), 3793 nucleotides long. The record is from RefSeq and is a predicted model, not a curated record. NCBI's taxonomy places the organism in Eukaryota, Metazoa, Chordata, Mammalia, Rodentia, Sciuridae.
GACUUCGACGGCAAGGUCUACUACAUAGACCACACGAACCGCACCACCAGCUGGAUCGAUCUGAGGGACAGGUACACCAAACCGCUCACCUUUGCUGACUGCAUUAGUGAUGAGCUGCCAUUGGGAUGGGAAGAGGCGUAUGACUCACAAGUUGGAGAUUACUUCACAGACCACAACACCAAAACCACUCAGAUUGAGGAUCCUCCGGUACAAUGGCGGCGGGAGCAGGAGCACAUGCUGAAGGAUUACCUGGUGGUGGCCCAGGAGGCUCUGAGUGCACAAAAGGAGAUCUACCAGGUGAAGCAGCAGCGCCUGGAGCUCGCGCAGCAGGAGUAUCAGCAGCUGCAUGCCGUCUGGGAGCACAAGCUGGGCUCCCAGGUCAGCUUGGUCUCUGGCUCAUCAUCCAGCUCGAAGUAUGACCCCGAGAUCCUGAAAGCCGAGAUUGCCGCUGCAAAAUCCCCGGUCAACAAGCUGAAGAGAGAGAUGGUUCACCUGCAGCAUGAGCUACAGUUUAAAGAGCGCGGUUUUCAGACCCUGAAGAAAAUUGAUAAGAAAAUGUCUGAUGCCCAGGGCAAACUGGAUGAAGCUCAGGCUGUCUUGAGAGAAACCAAAGCCAUCAAGAAGGCCAUCACCUGUGGGGAAAAGGAAAAGCAAGAUCUCCUUAAGAGCCUCACCAAGCUCAAGGAUGGCUUCUGCACCGACAGAGGGUCUCACUGCGACUUGUGGUCCAGCAGCAGCUCUCUGGAGAGCUCAGGCUUCCCACUGCCGAAACAGUACUUGGACGUGAGCUCCCAGACCGACAUCUCGGGAAGUUUCGGCACCAGCGGCAACAAUCAAUUGGCAGAAAAGGUCAGACUGUGUCUUCGAUAUGAAGAGGCUAAGAGAAGGAUCGCCAACCUGAAGAUCCAGCUGGCCAAGCUCGACAGUGAGGCCUGGCCCGGGGUGCUAGACUCAGAGAGGGACCAGCUGAUCCUCAUCAACGAGGAGGAGCUGCUGAAGGAGAUGCGCUUCAUCAUCCCCCGGAAGUGGACCCAGGGGGAGGUAGAACAGUUGGAGAUGGCUCCGAAGCGUCUGGAGAAGGACCUGCAGGCAGCCCAGGACACCCAGAGCAAGGCGCUGACAGAGAGGUUAAAGUUAAACAGCAAGAGGAACCAGCUGGUCAGAGAGCUGGAGGAGGCCACCAGCAAGGUGGAGCUUCUGCUCCUGGAAGGCACCACGGGCUUCCGGCCCUCGGGUUGCAUCACCACUAUCCAGGAGGACGAGGUGGCCAAGACCCAGAAGGCAGAGGGAGGUGGCCGCUUGCCGGCCCUGCGCUCCCUGUCUGGCACCCCAAAGUCCAUGACUUCCCUGUCCCCACUUUCUUCCCUCUCCUCCCCGUCCCCGCCCUGCUCCCCUCUCAUUGCUGACCCCCUUCUGACUGGAGAUACCUUUCUGAGCCCAGUGGAGUUUGAAGACCCAGAGCUAAGUGCCACUCUGUGUGAGCUGAGCCUCAGGAGCGGCACCCCGGAGAGAUACCGGCUGGAAGAACCAGGAGCAGAGGGCAAGCCUUUGGGCCAAGCUGUGAAUGCAGCCCAAGGGUGCGGCCUCAAAGUGGCCUGUGUCUCAGCCACAGUGUCAGACGAGUCAGUGGCUGGGGACAGUGGUGUGUACCAGGCUUCUGUGCAGAGACUGGGUGCUUCAGAAGCCACUGCUGCAUUCGACAGUGAUGAAUCAGAAGCAGCAGGUGCCACUCGGAUUCAGAUUGCCCUGAAGUAUGAUGAGAAGAAUAAACAAUUUGCAAUAUUAAUCAUCCAACUGAGUAACCUUUCUGCUCUUUCCCUGCUGCAAGAUCAGAGAGUGAACAUCCUCGUGGCUAUCCUCCCUUGCUCUGAAAGCACCACCUGCCUAUUCAGGACCCGGUUCCUGGACGCCUCGGACACCCUCUUGUUCAACGAGAUGUUCUGGGUGUCGGUGUCCUACCAAGCCCUUCACCAGAAGACCUUAAGAGUCGAUGUCUGCACCACUGACAGGAGCCACGUGGAAGAGUGCCUGAGAGGUGCCCAGAUCAGACUGGCAGAGGUGUGCUGCUCUGGGGAGAGGUCGACUCGCUGGUACAACCUCUUGAGCUACAAAUACUUGAAGAAGCAGAGCAGCGGUCCCAAGGCAGCUGGAGUUGCGGGCCCCAGCCCAGGGCCUGAACGCAUGGACGCUGUGUCUGCCCUGCUGGAGCAGAUGGCAGUGGAGCUAGAGAAGAGGCAGGAGAGCAGGAGCAGCCCACAGGUGCUAGAAGACAGCUGGAGGUACGAGGAGGAGACCUGCGAGAAUGAGGCUGUGGCUGAGGAGGAGGAGGACGAAGAGGGGGAGGAAGCGGAGGGAGAAGAUUUUUUUUUUGCAGAGAAAGCCUCCCCAGAUGAUCACCCGGCAUUGAAGGCAUUGAAGGUGGAUAAAGAGACCAACACAGACACAGUGGCCCCAUCCCCCACAGUGGUGCGGCUCAAGGACCGGCGUGUGGGCACCCCAUCGCCAGGGCCAUUUCUUAGGGGGAGCACCAUCAUCCGCUCCAAGACCUUCUCCCCAGGGCCCCAGAGCCAGUACGUGUGCCGGCUGAAUCGGAGCAACAGUGAUAGCUCCACUCUCUCCAAAAAGCCACCUUUUGUGCGAAACUCCCUGGAGCAGCGCAGCGUCAGGAUGAAGCGGCCUUCCUCUGUGAAAUCCCUGUGCACCGGGCGCCUGAUCCGCACCUCGCUGGACCUUGAGCUGGACCUGCAGGCAACGCGAACCUGGCACAGCCAACUGACUCAGGAGACUUCGGUGCUGCGGGAGCUCAAGGAGCGGCUGGAGCAAGCCAAGAGCCACAGGGAGAAGGAGCUGCCACAGUGGCUGCGCGAGGAUGAGCGCAUCCACCUGCUGCUGAGGAUGCUAGAGAAGAGGAUGGACCGCACAGAGCACAAGGGUGAGCUGCAGACAGACAAGAUGAUGAGGGCGGCUGCGAAGGACGUGCACAGGCUGCGCGGCCAAAGCUGUAAGGAGCCUCCAGAAGUGCAGUCAUUCAGGGAGAAGAUGGCGUUUUUCACCCGGCCUCGGAUGAACAUCCCAGCUUUCUCCCCAGAUGAUGUCUAAUCGCCAGAAAAGUAUUCCCUUUGUCCCUCUGACCACGCUGUGAAUGUUGACUGUGGCUAAAGUUAUUUAUGUGGUGUUAUAUGAAGAUACUGAGUCACAAGUCCUCUAGCUCUUGUUGGUUUGAAGAUGAACCGAUUUUUUAGUUUGGGUUUUAUUGUUAUUAUUAAAAAAAUACAAAAAAAAACCAGCAUUAAAAAUGUCAAGAUUGUAUAGUUUGUAUAUUUAGGAAUGUAUUUUUGGGAAAGAAAAUUUAAAUGAACUAAAGCAGUGUUAAGUUACUGCUCUUCCUAAAAAUCUAGAUUUUUUUUCCUUUUUUUGUACAGUCACACCUUUUAGAGGUUUUCCUGCAAUAAAAAGUCAUGUUUGAUGGACGAUAAUCCUGAAAGGACGUCCUACAGAUGACACAGCACAGCUAACCUUUCCUAGUUAACAUAUUUUGUAUAAUAUUAAAAAAAUGCAAAGACACCAUUUCGGGGAUUGAGAGGUGUAUCCAUGAAUCUUCAUGAGCUGUGACGUGUAAUAUGUGGCCGCCUGACUGCAGUGGGCAGCACAGAGCUGGCCGAGCAUCCAGCCCGGGCUUGCGAUGGGCCACACUGCUCUCAGAUGCCCCGUGAAGCCACUGAUGGGAGUGAGGGAGGGCUGCGGAGAACUCCAUCCAGUUGUGUCUCCAUCAAUAAAGUGGCCUUUGAAAAGA